This is a messenger RNA of Spirometra erinaceieuropaei, 888 nucleotides long. Lineage: Eukaryota; Metazoa; Platyhelminthes; Cestoda; Diphyllobothriidea; Diphyllobothriidae. The record is from the annotation of a GenBank genome assembly.
AUGUUCUCUGUCAUUCUGAUGGACGCCUACCAUGAUGAACGUCCUGGGAUCCGCGUCGCCUAUACGAUGGGCGGCAACCUCCUCAAUCAACGGUGGAUGCACUUCCAGUCGCAUGUAUCCACAACUGCCGUUCACGAACUUCUCUCCGCUGACGACUGCGCCAUCAACACCACCUCGGAAGGGAGCAUGCAAAAGAGCAUGGAUCUCUUCUCGACUGCCUGCAAGACCUUUGGCCUGAUCAUCAACAUGGAGAAGACGGUUGUCAUAUACCGACCGUCACCGAACACCGACCACAAUGCGCCGCAACUCAGCGUGAACGACGCCCAACUGUAAGCCGUGGACAACUUCACACAUCUGGGCAGCACCGUCUUCCGCAGCAUCAAAAUCGACGACGAAGUUGCCCGCCGCAUUUCCAAAGUCAGCCAAGCAUUCGUCCGUCUGCAAAGCACAAUCUGGAACUGUCACUGUCUUCAGCUCAACAUAAAACUGAAAAUAUACGAGGACGUCAUCCUGCCGACGCUGCUGUAUGGAGCGGAGACCUGGACUGUCCAUAAAAUGCAGGCACGAAGACUAAAUUACUUCCACCUCAGCCGUCUUCGACAGAAACCAAGGCUGAGGUGGCAGGGCAGGAUUCCCGACACUGACGUAUUGGAGUGGAUGGGAAUUCUCAUCAUUUACGUCAUGCUGAGACCACUACAAUUGUGCCGGAGCGGCCACCUUGUGCGGUUGGACAGCAAGAAUAUACCCAAAGUACUCUUCUAUAGAGAUGUCGCUACGAGUUCCCGCCGCCAAGGAGGCCAAAUCAGUCGAUACAAGUACACUCUGAAGACCUUCCUGAAGCAUCUGAAGAUCAACCCGGCCAACUGGGAAGAGCUCGCUCGAGACUGA